Molecule: messenger RNA, 2263 nt
Organism: Tachyglossus aculeatus (Australian echidna)
Lineage: Eukaryota; Metazoa; Chordata; Mammalia; Monotremata; Tachyglossidae
Product: snurportin-1-like
Exons: 9
Coding region: 403-1311 (302 amino acids)
Biological process (GO): snRNA import into nucleus; protein import into nucleus
Cellular component (GO): nucleus; cytoplasm
Molecular function (GO): protein binding; nuclear import signal receptor activity
Source: RefSeq, a predicted model, not a curated record
CCUGUGGCUCCCCUCAGCUCCUCCUCAUCCCCCGCAUCCUCUCUGCCUCCCCUCGGCUUCCCGCCACCGCCAUCGUGUGUGGCUCCCUUCAGGCCGCCCAUCCCCUUCUGCCCCCCCCCUCAGCUCCCCAUCACCCUCCAUCCUCUCCGCCUCCCCUCAGGCUCUCCUCAGAUCCCCACCACCAUCUCUGGCUCCCUUCAGGCCCCCCCCCAACUCGGGUUCCUCCCAUCCCGCCCGCCUCCCCUCAGCUUCCCGCCCCCCAUCCUUUCUGCCUCCCCUCAGAUCCCCAUCCAUCAUCCCCCCGCAUCCUCUCUGCCUCCCGUGGGGCUCUCCUCAGCUUCCCGCCACCGCCAUCGUGUGUGGCCCUCCCACGUCCGGCCGGCGCUAGAGGAAGAUCUCAAAAUGGAUGAACUGACUCAGGCCCUGGCCAGCAGCUUCUCGGUGUCCCAGGAGUUGAACAGCACGGCGGCCCCGCACCCUCGCCUGGCCCAGUAUAAGUCCAAGUACAGUUCUCUGGAGCAGGGAGAGAGGCGACGCCGCUUGCUGGAACUCCAGAAAUCCAAGCGUCUGGAUUACGUGAACCAUGCCAGGAGGCUGGCCGAGGACGACUGGUCAGGAAUGGACAGCGAGGAGGAGGAAGAAGAGGAGGAGGGAGACAAAAGGGAAGAUGAGGAAAUGGACAUUGACGUUGGCAAGAAAUUACCAAAGCGCUAUGCCAACCAGCUGAUGCUCUCCGAGUGGCUGAUCGACGUCCCCGCAGAUCUGGUGGAGAAAUGGAUCAUGGUCGUGUGUCCUGUCGGAAAACGAGUCCUUGUUGUGGCUUCUCGGGGCUCUACUGCAGCUUACACCAAGAGUGGAUAUUGCUUCAAAAAAUUUGCUUCCCUUCUGCCAGGAGGCAGCAAAGAUAGCUCAGGGACAGACAAAGACUUUACCAUCCUGGAUUGCAUCUACAGUGAAGUGAACCAAACCUACUACGUUCUGGAUGUGAUGUGCUGGAGGGGACACCCCAUCUAUGACUGCCAGACAGAUGUCCGAUUUUAUUGGAUGCACACCAAGUUGCUAGAAGAGGGACUGGGAGAAAAAAGCAAGCUCAAUCCGUUCAGCUUCGUGGGGCUGAAGAAUUUCCCAUGCACCCCUGAAAGCUUAUGCAAAGUCCUGUCCACGGACUUCCCUUUUCAGGUGGAUGGACUCCUUUUCUACCACAGGGCCAAACACUAUAGCCCCGGGUGCACCCCCCUGGUAGGUUGGCUGCGCCCCAACAUGGUUUCGGAUGUGCUGGGCAUCGCGGUGUCCAUAGGCCGUUGGUGCUAGAGCCAUUGGACGCUCUAGUUCCCUCGGUAGGAGCUCCAGAAGCCAGCCCCUGACCACAACUCGCCCCAGCUCCUGGGCCCCGCGCUGGAAUUGAGCCAGUUGAGCCGGGCCUCGUGGGGACGGACUCCCCUGCUCGCUUCCCGGAUCCGCCCCGGCGGGAUCCGUCACGGGAAUGGGCCCCGUCCCAAGCCGCCGGAGCAGCCGGAGCUCCUGCUUCCCGCUGCCGCCCAAGACGGGACCGCCCGAAGGCAGCCGUCAUCUCUGGGGUCGGGGGGACCUCCGUCCCGGAGAGGCCUUCCGUUGCCAGGGACCCUGCCGAGCUCAUCACCCGCAGAGCGAAGGGCUCCGUCGCUGGAGAUUCCUGGCCACGGAAUGAACUACAAAAUGGGGCAGGACGGUUUCAACCUGAGUUCCUAAAUUUCCACUGCGGACUCGGGUCUUCAUUCCAGAUGUGGGCGUAGGCUAAUAACCGGAGAACCCCUGGUGAUGGGCCACUCCCGGGUUUCCAGUUCAGCAGCCAGCCGGUCUUUACGGAGAGCGUCCGGGGGACGGGGUUCACACCUAACCCCCGUGGUCGUAUAAGCCUUGCUCUUUGCCCUCAAGAAGUCUACAAUCGAAUUGAGUAGACGAGACAGGAGCGUAAAUUUGAGUCGAGAAGAAGGCGACGACUCCAGCUGGUCUGUCAGACGUUUUCAGAACGCGUUUCAGCUGGGAUUGUAGAAGGACAGUUAGCUUUGAGUUUUUUUGACUUAGUAAAGUAGGACUGUUCUUAGAAAAAAAAAUGUAAAUUCCGUUACUGAUUCGCUCCGAUCUUUUAAAGGUGAAACGGCAUCCUCUGUCUUUACGUCAGGAAAGAGUCUGUACCGGUUGAUCUCCAAUUCCUUUUUUUUUUUUUUUUAGCACUUUUCUUUCAUGCUGGUAAGAGAUGGAUAAAGUUGACUUGCUAAAAAUA